Messenger RNA from Cladophialophora bantiana CBS 173.52, 822 nucleotides. RefSeq lists its product as uncharacterized. The transcript is spliced from 3 exons. The coding region runs from base 1 to 822 and encodes 273 amino acids. The record is from RefSeq and is a predicted model, not a curated record. NCBI's taxonomy places the organism in Eukaryota, Fungi, Ascomycota, Eurotiomycetes, Chaetothyriales, Herpotrichiellaceae.
AUGUACAUUCUAUCGGAAAUUGUGGGCUUUGAGUCUUCCGAUCCGCGUGAUAGGGUGUAUGCCCUGAUCGGAAUGAUGCUGGAGCAGGUCAAUAUCAAGCAUCAGGGGUUCACCACCGUGAUCGCCAGUGAUGAACAAACAUAUCCCGUGGACUAUCAGAAAAAUACCGAAGUCUACCAGGAUGUCACCCACCACCUCACCCGAAAUUCCCAAAGUCUAUUGCCUCUUCAUAUCUUUCGCUCUUAUACGCAAAAGAAAGGCGAUCUUCCAGGUUGCUUGACAGUUACUGGGGUGACAAUAGCCCGUGUAGGAGAGAGAAUGCUCAAAGAGCAGUGGGGGGACCUAGCGGACCAUAAGACGCCGAAAUGGAGAGUCGAGCUGGGCUUUCUUGCAAGUGGAACAGGAGAUCUGCCCGAUCGAUUGGCCACAUCCGGAUCGAAUAAGGCUCGGUUCAUGCGCUUCAUUCAGUGCAUAUCAUACAGCGCCUCCAAGAUCGACUUUGCCCUGCCCACUAAUUACGAAGGCGGUGUACAAAGUUAUAAUAAGGAAAUGGGGAGGGGGAUAUUCCGGCCCAAAUUGAAAAUGACAACACAACUUUGCAAUUUUGAAGGCAGCACGGCAACGAUCGACAUUGGAAACCCGAACUCCCAGCCUCGCUAUCGCAAGAGGUAUACAUUUGUCGGCCCUGCCGUGCUCCUACAAACUCCCGUCCCCGAUCCCGGUUUGAAGGAUUUGGAUUUCGACCAGGUUAUUGAGCUGCCGGCCGACUCUGAUGCGAUUUUCACCGACGGAUUAAAGAGCGAAGAAUUCUGCUUGACCUAA